This is a messenger RNA of Petromyzon marinus (sea lamprey), 5525 nucleotides long. It is a transcript of the gene DPY19L3, whose product is annotated as dpy-19 like C-mannosyltransferase 3. Lineage: Eukaryota; Metazoa; Chordata; Hyperoartia; Petromyzontiformes; Petromyzontidae. The record is from RefSeq and is a predicted model, not a curated record. Gene Ontology annotation, molecular function: mannosyltransferase activity. Gene Ontology annotation, cellular component: nuclear inner membrane.
UCCACCGCACGUCACCCAACAGAGCCAAUCGCUGUUCACCGUCGCCUGCUGCUGCUGUUGUUGUUGAUGCCGCUGUUUGCCUCCCCCACGCUGAGAGGAAGAAUCCCUGCGUGCUAACGGCGUCCCUCCAACAUCAUCAGCAUCAGCAGCCGUCAUCCAUCAGCAACAUUAACAACGACCACGACGAUUGAUGACAGAGGAAUGAGAUACGCGUGUGGGUGUCCAGGCGUGAGUCGGGCGCUGGUGGGUGGCUGCCACGAACCUGGCAGUGGAGGGCUCUGCCGUGGGCCUCUGUCUGUGUGUCGCCUGAGCCGUGUCCACCCACGCUGAGACGAGAGAGGCGCACGUCUUUCCCUCUCUCUCUCUCUCUCUCACGCGCGCUGCCGGCGUUUACCGGCGCUGUCGCGAUGAGCCAGCUACGCUACCGCAAGCCGCACAGGGAGCAGGGCAACGGGCGGCGGCACAACGAUGACGUUCGGCACGGAGCGCCGCCGACCGGAACGGACAAACGAGAUGGGGCGAUGGUGUCGAAAAAGCGGACGCUGGGGCUAGUACUCGGCUGCCUGGUGGGAAUCGCUUCAGGGCUGUGCCAUGCCAAGUACCUGGACACGCUGCACGAGAAUGAGCUCUGGUUCUCCAACAUUCAGGAGGUGGAGCGUGAAAUCUCGUUCAGGACAGAAUGCGGCCUCUACUACUCCUACUACAAGCAGCUGCUGCAGGCGCCCUCCUUCCUGCAAGGCAUUCGUGAGCUGGUCUACGACAAUCGCACUGAGUCGCUUCGGACCAUCAAUCUCCUGCAGCGCAUGAACAUCUACCAGGAGGUCAUUAUGGGCCUCCUGUACUGCGCCCUUCCCCUCCAGGGUUGGAUUGAGCCCGUCUACUUCUACAUCCACGCGGUGUUCCAACUACAAGGCCUCUAUGUGGUGGCGCUGCACGUCACCGCCUGGUUGCUCAGCGGCACGUGGUUGGCGGGCCUUCUGGCCGCCACGUGGUUCACCGUCAACAGGCUGGACACGACCAGGGCGGAGUUCACCGUCUCCCUUCGCGAGAACUGGGCCCUGCCGUUCCUCGCCUGCCAGGUGGCCGCCGUCACCUGCUAUCUGCGGCCCAACCUCAAGCUCCGGCAGGAGAGGCCGGUGCUCGCUGCAGUGUGGCUCAGCACCUUCGUCUUUAGCCUUGCGUGGCAGUUCAACCAGUUUGUGCUGCUCAUACAGGCGCUGGCACUCUAUGGUCUACGCUGCCUGCAGCUCGCGCCCGCACGCAAGGUCGACUGGGUGCUUGCGGGCCAGACGGUGUCCAUGCUGCUCGUGUGCCUGCUACAGUUCCUCAAUCCCAUGAUCCUUGGUUCACUCACGCUCAGCUUCCUGCUGGCCACCUUCCUGGCGAGGCGACUGCAGCCGGACCUGGAAAUGGGCGGGUUCUGGCGACGGAUCUCCUGCCUCGCCCUUCACCUGCUCAUCGUCACCUCUCUCACCUUGGCCAUCAACUUUGGUGCCAAGGUGCUGCUGCAGCUGCAGUCAGAUGAGCACAUCUUCAAGUUCCUCAAGGCCAAGUUCGGUCUGGGUAACACCAGGGACUUUGAUGCGAAGCUUUACCUGUGCGAGGAUGCGUUUGGCUGGCUCCCGCCCGACACGUUCGUCCGCCUGUCCCGCACCGCCGUGUUCCCCGUCUACACGCUGGCACUCGCCGUCUGCGGGAUUGGCGCCAGCGUCGCCGUCUUCAGAAAGCUCAGAGGGCCUGGCGGCGACGAGAUGCGCACGGCGACGGGCGCGAGGGACGUGUUCCUCCGUCCCGACCUCCUCUACAACCUGGCGCACACGCUGCUCUUCUUCCUGCUGGCGCUCUCCACCAUGCGGAUGAAGUACCUGUGGACGUCGCACAUGUGCGUCUUCGCGGCGUUCGCCGUGAGCGACACUGGACUUUGGGCGGCGACUGCGCAGGCACUGGGGAAAGCGCCCGAGAAGCUGAGCAAAGCGCGAUACGUGGUGCCCGCCCUACUGCUGCUCUACACACUUGUGCAGGCGGCGCCCAGGGUAAGGAGGGAGAUGGGGGAGCUGCGAGAGUUCUACGACCCUGACACCGUGGACCUCAUGAACUGGAUUAAGCAGGCCACACCCCCGGACGCAGUGUUUGCAGGCACCAUGCAGCUGAUGGCCGGCGUGAAGCUGUGCACGGGGCGGGUGCUCACCAACCACCCGCACUACGAGGACAAGACGCUGCGGGAGAGGACACUACAGGUGUACCAGGUGUACGCGCGGAGGUCUCCCGCGGAGGUGCACGCGAUGCUGCUCUCGCUGGGCGCCCACUACGUCGUGCUGGAGGACAGCGUGUGCUACGAGCGGCGGCACGGGCGCGGCUGCCGCUUGCGCGACCUGCUGGACGUCGCCAACGGCCAGGUGAUGGAGGGAGAAGGCCCCAAUGACGCUGAUCUCACCGCGCCGACGCACGGCCGCUUCUGCCACGAGAUCAAGGCACAGUCGCCGGCCUUUGCACGCCAAUUCCGCGCCGUCUUCUCCAACAACACCUUCCACGUCUACCGGAUUCUGCACCCUGCGACGCCGGGGCCAGACCAACCGGACUCCGUGGACCCGCGAGCCAAGCAACCGGACGAAAGUGGAGCUCGUACAGAUCGCGUCGAGAGCCCGACGAGGACUCCCGGUUAACCACAAAUUCAUGCCAGACCCCAUUCGACCAUUUAACUGUUAAAGCAGGCCUGAGUGCGACACAGUUAAACCAUUUAAUCGUCCUGUGCCUGUUAAACGGUUUAACCGUGCUCGUUCAAUGAUUGAUUAACCGUGCCGGACCCGCUGAUCUGUUUAACCCUACUGGACCCGUUGAUCUGUUUAGCCGUGCCGGACCGAGUCUUAGGAAGUGGCAGCCGCGGUUAUGGUUGUUAAAUACACCGGUGGCCGUGUCCCGCUGGGUAUUUGUCCUGCUGGAGUUUUGUUUCUUUAGGCACGGAGGGAGGUGGUGGUGGGGACGGAGGGAGGGAGCGUCUGGCUCUUGCAACACCGUCACCCCGUGAGUCUGCAGGGGAAGUUGGGAACGUGACUGGUUUAUGAUGCAGUGUACGUUUAAAUAAGAUUCCUCAGCUCACAGUUUAAUGCAUUUCCACAAUUCGAGGUCCUGUCUUUUGUACGGUCCAUCAUGGCUCGUCUCUUGUCGUCGCAUACAUUCCACUUGAGGUAAGAGUUUAUUGUUUUUUUGUUUGCCUUUUGUCAAUGCACUGCUGGAUGAAGGCCUUUCCACACCAUAUAGGUCAUGUAGAUUAUACCUAUAUAUAGGUUAUACCUAUAUAUCUAUAUAUUAUCAUACUUUACCAUGAUGGUCAGUGUGUCAUCGUGAAGGUGUGAAUUAUAGUAAAAAGUACUGUGAAUGUAUGUACUGUAUGUUGAACUUCUUUCACACUGUACAUAGCCAACCGUGCAAAUCGGAGGUGCGGAGGGAAGAACAACAAACUACACACAGAAAGCAGUUCUAAAGAAGUGAGUUUUCAAUCUAGAUUUAAAGGGGCAUAGUUCCAAGUGGCUUCUUAAUAAUGGAAGAGCGUUCCAGACGGCCGCAGAAGUGCAUCUGAAAGCGCGCAAUGCGAUGACCAUCUUUGUUCGAUGGUUAGCCAACAGCCGCUGCUGCGAGGAUGACCACCGGAGUUUGCGUGAUGAUUGAUCCUCCUUUACGAGAUCAGCAAGGUAUUGGUGGUUCAUUUGUAGCAAGCACUUUGUAAUGGGUGCGACCUUAUGUAAAACAAUACAAAUUGCUAUACUUCUUCCUACCGCAUAGCCACUUUUUGCAUGUAACUUGCAUUAAUUAUGCAAUUGAAUUAUUAAAUGCACAAAUCGAUACAGUAAGAGCAUAAGAAUCAAUCGUAAAUCGGGCUCCUUUUCAGACCUCCACCCUUAAUCCCCCAAACCCUUCCGCUGUCUUAAAAUUGGGACUCAUCGACACCUCACAGAAUUAGAAUCUUUAUUUAUCCUGGAGAAAUCCGAUGAGCUAUGAAGCUCUUUUCACAUUUGUUCAGCAGUCGCAGGUGUCCCACCAUCUGCACGAAUGUCACGCGCAAACGCUACUGUCCAUUUUCAGUGAUGCUCGAGUUGUUAGCGAUACACUGGAUUUUGCAUGUCAGCAGCCUGCUUACCAUUCACGUGGUUGAUAUAUUUUAUUGUUGAAUUGGCUGAAAUGAAGUUCUGGGGAUUGUGCCGACGUCAGGCAGAUGAGCUGGCCGCCCAGAAGUGGCCACCAUCGGAUGUCACCCGUCAAUAUUUGGGCCAAGGUCAAGGCUUUAAUAAUGGCUCUUCGAAUACACAUGCAGAAUUGUGACUUUCAGUGAUGCCAAUAAAGUCAGCGAUUAUCUGCUCAUAAUCAGAGCAUUUAGGUGGCGCUUAUCUUCCCGUUUGCUGCUCUGCACCAGUGGCGGAAAUUCCACAUUUCAAAGGCAGGGGUGAGUUUCAUUCAUAGGACACCACUGUUGACUUACCACCACAAAGUGGUAUUAAUUGUAUCGACCCCAUAAGGAUGAUGGUUUGAGUCAACCCCCAACCAGGAUUUGAACUGGCAACCCGAUUUCUAGCUGCUCGCCAUAGUGACUAACGUAAUCUAAUUUUGUUCUAAUGAAGGAAAGAAAGCUGAAAUUUCGCACAAAUGCACCUCCGAAUAUAUUUCGCCAUUCCAGAAGUUGAUAUCUCUCUUAGAGCAGCAUCAGGCUAAUGUCUAUAUUAUUCUAAGCCUCGUGUUAAACGGUCCCAUGACUUCACUUAUAAGGCAGCCUCAACCUAAAGUUCAACCUUCCUCUAAGUCUCAUGGCUGAGCGCUUACAAAAAAACAUUACCCAUCAUUGGAUGAAGGCAGCUGUCAUGGAGUGUGACGCUAAAGCUGAUAGAGGGGAAGCAAAGGUUAUCACCGGUUACAAAUGUAACCAUGCACGCAUUUCACAUUUAGGGUGCCACGGUGGCGAUAUGUUAACUACCUCGCCUGGUAUGAAGGUUGUGCGUUCAACCCCGACCCUGACGCCUGUAUAAUUGCAUGUUCUCCCUGUGGUCGUGUGGAUUUUUGUCUGGGUCCACCGGAUUUUCUCUCCACAUUUAAAAAAAACAUGCGUUUAGAGUAUUUGGCUGCAAUACAUUUCCACGUGGUAAGCCACUUCGUUGAUCUUUCAUUAUGGCCAGGUUGCUGUGCGCCUCACCUGAUAAAAUAAUGUCUAAUUUUAGAUCAUAUCUGUAUAUGAUUACAAAACCUCAUCAUUACAGAAAACUUGCUGCAAGCCAGAAAACAUACUGUAGUUUCAACAACACGUAAAAAUGUGCACUGAACGUGCAAAGGUUUGCGGCCGGUCUAGUGGUGGAUCGGUCACACUUGCUCCAUUGUCAAUUGGUUUGGUGAUACUGCUGCAUUGGCAGCAGAGCGCAGGCACAGAAAACAACUCACAUUCGUCAAUAAGACUGGCCCUUAAGAGAAAGAGUAUGUAAUUGGUGACGCUUCAGGUAAUGGUCCUUCAAAAUAAAUGGUUACUUGAGACAAGUUGAUGACAA